GGCUCCGCGGGGCUGACGGGAAGAGAGUUCAAACAGUGACUGGCGGGGAGUGGUGCUGCGGGUCGUUGCUAGUCAUGGAGUCGCUGGAUGGGGCGGCGCGGACGCUGCCCAGCAUGGGGCAGCUGUCGUGGGGGCUGCCAUUUGGGCGAGCUCACGGGCGGUGCGGCCUCAGCCCCAGCGGUCGGCUGCUGCUGCAGGGAAACUUAGAUUCCCAGGCAACAGCGUUUCUACUGCGCAAGCAGUGGGCCUUAUACAGUGUGACUCCUCUGUAUAAAUUCUCUAGCGCUCAUCUGAAGGCUUACACUAAACUCCUGAGUGCGUAUAUCGCCGGCGAGAAGCAGAAGGGGCUGGCGGUGGAAGUAGGGGUUGAGCUGGACAUCAAAGUGGCUAUCUCCAGCCUUCCAGACCUGAAAGGUAGUGACGAAGACGAGGCUGCAGUUCUCGUGCAGCUUUCUUUGCGAUCAAAAGCUUCCCAAAAGAAGUCAGAAGAGAAACUGGUAUGGUCGGGCUGGUUCUGUUGUGUGUGUGGAGAUGAUCUUUCCAAGAACAUGCCAGCAGACUUCACUUGUUUACCUGUGUUUCUUGCUAAUGGGGCAGAGAGUUACACAUCCAUUGUUGGAAGUUGGUUUCAAAAGACUUUUGACUGCUGCUUCCACCGUUUAACCAUUAGCCCUCUCAAUCUCAGUUGGAUGGCAGCUAUGUGGACUGGACGCAAGUUGGAAGAAAAUGCAUCUGCUAUGGAACUUCUUUUCUCUGUACCCAAUCUUCCCCAGUCUCUGAAUAUUUCAUAUGCCAUUCAUCCAGAGGAUGCAAAAGCUCUGUGGGACACAGUCCAAAAAACUCCAGGAGAGGUAACACAAGAAGAGGUGGAUGUCUUUAUGGAUUGCCUUUACUAUCACUUCCACAGACACUUCAAGAUCCACUUGUCAGCUACAAAACUGGUGAAAGUUUCUACAACAGUUGCCUCAGCACACUGUGAUGGGAUUAUAAAGUUUCUACAAAGCCAAUAUGUAAUUGAAGUGCUGAUGCUACUGACAGAACUAGCAAUCUCUCAGAUACAGUGAGAGUCAUUUCAGGAAAUCAUGCUGAAGAGGCUACUGCUGGAAGAUAUAUGCUGAGAAAUCAAGUAGAAAGUCAUUCCUGCAGCAUCUUCUUUGCUUUCAUGCUGAGUGGCCAAAACUGGACUCUUUAACUCCUGCACUCGACUCUAGCUGUAAUUCAGUGUCAUGCACAGUAAAGACAAGCAGACAUUUGUGCCCUAAAGAAGGGCUACAUUACAAACUAUACUAGUAGCUUCUUAGGCACCUUUAUCAUAGUGAUUCUGUUCAUUUAU
Molecule: messenger RNA, 1333 nt
Organism: Neopsephotus bourkii (Bourke's parrot)
Lineage: Eukaryota; Metazoa; Chordata; Aves; Psittaciformes; Psittacidae
Gene: CENPL
Product: centromere protein L
Exons: 4
Coding region: 75-1064 (329 amino acids)
Source: RefSeq, a predicted model, not a curated record